GCAUCCUUGGAAGCAACAAUUAAGCAGCUCUGGGAUAAAACACACAGCCCGCGGGAGCACGGGGGCAUUGCUUCAAGAGAUGGCAAGGCAGGCAGCUGCACCCCUCCUCCCCGGAGUCCUCCUCCUCCUCUCCAUCCUCCCGGCUACUCAGCAAGGAGGGGUUCCUGGUGCUAUCCCAGGAGGGGGAGUCCCAGGAGGAGGCUUUUUCCCAGGUGCUGGAAUUGGAGGUUUGGGAGCAGGACUCGGGGCUGCGGGAAAACCUCCCAAACCAGGGGUCGGAGGACUUGGGGGACUUGGCCCCCUUGGCCUGCAGCCAGGUGCUGCGGGACUGUUCCCCGGAGCUGCCUUCCCCGGGGGCGCCUUCCCGGGAGCCGCCUCGGCCGCGGCGCUCAAGGCUGCUGCAAAAGCUGGUGCUGGCAUUGGAGGCGUGGGUGGAAUUGGUGGUCCUGGUGGCCUCGGGGUCUCCACAGGUGCCGUGGUACCGGGCGCGGUGCAGCCCGGCCUGGGCGCGGCAGGGAAACCCCCUAAAAUUCCAGGUGCUGGGAUUCCUGGAGCUUUCCCGGGCGGCGUGCUCCCCGGCGCAGGUGUUCGCUUCCCUGGCGUGGGGGUGCUGCCUGGAGUCCCCACUGGAGCUGGAGUCAAGCCUAAAGCCCCAGGAGUUGGAGCCUUUGGAGGAAUCCCUGGACUGGGAGGUUUUGGAGGUCAGCAGCCCGGUGUCCCUCUGGGGUAUCCCAUCAAAGCUCCUAAGCUCCCAGGUGGCUAUGGACUGCCCUACACCAAUGGCCUCCGGCCCGGCGGGAUAGGAGCCGGCCUCCUGGCAGGAAAGGCGGGAUACCCCACCGGGACAGGGGUCGGAGCGCAGGCGGCAGCAGCGAAAGCAGCAGCGAAACUCGGAGCCGGUGUCUUGCCCGGGGUUGGCGGCAUCCCGGGAGUCGCGCCCGGUGUCGGCGUGGGCGGUGUCCCAGGAGUUGGAGUCGGAGGACCGGCAGCGGCGGCAGCGGCGGCAGCAGCGGCGAAAGCAGCGGCAAAGGCAGGAGCUUUUGGUCCAGGGGCAGUGCCCGGAGUCGGAGGUGUCCCUGGCUUGGUACCUGGCGUCGGAGGUGUCCCCGGGGCGGUGCCCGGCGUCGGAGGUGUCCCCGGGGUGGCAGGGGUGCCGUCGGCAGCAGCAGCAGCAAAGGCAGCUAAGUACGGCGCCGGCGUUCCCGGUGUGGGUGUGGGCGGCGUCCCCGGCCUCGUGCCCGGAGUCGGAGGUGUCCCUGGCUUGGUACCUGGCGUCGGAGGUGUCCCCGGGGCGGUGCCCGGCGUCGGAGGUGUCCCCGGGGUGGCAGGGGUGCCGUCGGCAGCAGCAGCAGCAAAGGCAGCUAAGUACGGCGCCGGCGUUCCCGGUGUGGGUGUGGGCGGCGUCCCCGGCCUCGUGCCCGGAGUCGGAGGUGUCCCUGGCUUGGUACCUGGCGUCGGAGGUGUCCCCGGGGCGGUGCCCGGCGUCGGAGGUGUCCCCGGGGUGGCAGGGGUGCCGUCGGCAGCAGCAGCAGCAAAGGCAGCUAAGUACGGCGCCGGCGUUCCCGGUGUGGGUGUGGGCGGCGUCCCCGGCCUCGUGCCCGGAGUCGGAGGUGUCCCUGGCUUGGUACCUGGCGUCGGAGGUGUCCCCGGGGCGGUGCCCGGCGUCGGAGGUGUCCCCGGGGUGGCAGGGGUGCCGUCGGCAGCAGCAGCAGCAAAGGCAGCUAAGUACGGCGCCGGCGUUCCCGGUGUGGGUGUGGGCGGCGUCCCCGGCCUCGUGCCCGGAGUCGGAGGUGUCCCUGGCUUGGUACCUGGCGUCGGAGGUGUCCCCGGGGCGGUGCCCGGCGUCGGAGGUGUCCCCGGGGUGGCAGGGGUGCCGUCGGCAGCAGCAGCAGCAAAGGCAGCUAAGUACGGCGCCGGCGUUCCCGGUGUGGGUGUGGGCGGCGUCCCCGGCCUCGUGCCCGGAGUCGGAGGUGUCCCUGGCUUGGUACCUGGCGUCGGAGGUGUCCCCGGGGCGGUGCCCGGCGUCGGAGGUGUCCCCGGGGUGGCAGGGGUGCCGUCGGCAGCAGCAGCAGCAAAGGCAGCUAAGUACGGAGCUGGCGUUCCUGGCAUCGCUGGCGUUCCUGGCGUUCCUGGUGUUCCUGGUGUUCCUGGAGUUCCCGGUGUCCCUGGUGUCCCAGGUGUUCCCGGCGUGCCUGGGGUUCCUGGAGCCGUGCCCGGCGUUGGAGUGGGUGGCCCAGCAGCAGCGGCCGCAGCCAAGGCUGCGGCGAAAGCAGCAGCAAUCGGAGCAGGACGCGUGCCCGGCGUUGGCGUGCCCGGUGUUGGCGUGCCCGGCGUUGGCGUUCCUGGAGUGGGUGUGCCUGGUGUUGGCGUGCCUGGUCUGGUGCCCGGGGUCGGCGUUCCAGGAGGUCCGGCAGCCGCUGCCAAAGCAGCCGCCAAAGCAGCCAAGUACGGAGCAGGUGGCCUGGCUCCCGGUGUGGGUGGCCUGGUUCCUGGCGUGGGUGGCUUGGUUCCUGGAGUAGGUGGCCUGGUUCCUGGUGUUGGAGGUGUCCCAGGUGUUGGAGGUCCAGCAGCAGCAGCCAAGGCAGCGGCCAAGGCAGCCAAAUUUGGUGCCGGGGUUGGAGGGGUGCCAGGUGUGGUGCCUGGCGUGGGCGGAGUGCCCGGAGUGACACCUGGUGUUGGUGGCGUGCCCGGCUUGGUGCCAGGGGUGGGAGUACCUGGAACUGGCAUCCUUCCUGGGGCAGGCAUCCCCCAAGUAGGGGUGCAGCCUGGUGCUAAACCUCCCAAAUUCGGUGUUCCUGGGGUUGGAGUCCCAGGGGUUGGUGGCCUCCCAGGUGGCCUCGGUGUCGGUGGGCUCGGAGUCGGUGGCCUCGGUGAGUGAUGCUGGUCCCGGUGCGGGGCUCCCAGGGCUGGCUGCAGGGAGCAGCGGCGGCGGCGGCGGCGUGCUGGCAGAGCAGUGAGAAGGAAAGGGAGUCUGUGGGUCACUUCUGUCCCCUCCCGGUCUCACAGUACAAUCCCACCCCGCACUGUCACCGUGCCUUGUGCCCUGCCCUGUUUGCCACCUGCCCUGUUCCCAGGGGUGAUCCGAAGGGAUCACCUGAGCAGGGACUGAGGGCCAUAGCGCCAGCCUGGCCCGUGCCACGUACUGUACCAUGUCCCCAACGUGGGGAGAUGCAGGUCCCUUCUGGGACCCUCCGGGCCCCUCCUGAAGGGUCUGGCUGUGGCCCUGGGGCGGUGAGUCCGGGCAGGGGCUGCACUGGUGCCCCCUCUGACAUAGGACUCUUGUAUCCAGGAGCUGCUGGGAAACCUCCCAAGCCAGGGGUCGGAGGUCCCGGCUUCGGCGUAUCACCGAUCUUUCCAGGUGGGGUCGGCGGCCUGGG
Messenger RNA from Ficedula albicollis (Collared flycatcher), 3377 nucleotides. RefSeq names its product elastin (gene ELN). Lineage: Eukaryota; Metazoa; Chordata; Aves; Passeriformes; Muscicapidae. Gene Ontology annotation, molecular function: extracellular matrix structural constituent. The transcript has 41 exons. The coding region runs from base 80 to 2878 and encodes 932 amino acids. The record is from RefSeq and is a predicted model, not a curated record.